Molecule: messenger RNA, 1292 nt
Organism: Halichondria panicea
Lineage: Eukaryota; Metazoa; Porifera; Demospongiae; Suberitida; Halichondriidae
Exons: 1
Coding region: 1-933 (310 amino acids)
Source: RefSeq, a predicted model, not a curated record
AUGUCCAUGAUGCCUGGCUAUAAUGGAGAACAGAACUGCACCUACUCUCACAGAUACCCAUUCCCCGAUGCUAUAUACUUUGACAAGAAGUCUAAACCCUUCUCAACAGAAAUCCAUGGUUUCUCGGACGCUUCUGAACUUGCUUAUGCAGCUGUAGUCUAUCUACGCAUCACAGACACCUCUAAUCGUAUCCACAUUGCUUUGGUGAUGUCUAAGAGCAAGGUGGCACCCAUCAAGCGGCUAACUAUCCCUCGCCUAGAGCUCUGUGGAGCUCAACUACUGGCUCGACUAAUCCAUCAUAUCAGACAAGUACUCGAUAUUCCCCUCUCACUCACACAUGCCUGGACCGACAGCACAAUUGUACUAAAUUGGCUGGAUGGAAAUCCUAGACGCUACAAGACAUAUGUUGGAAACAGAAUCUCAACCAUAGUCGAUCUCAUCCCUCCUGACAAAUGGAGACAUGUUCGCUCAGCUGACAACCCAGCUGACUGUGUCUCAAGAGGACUCUACCCCUCAGAACUCCUUGACCACUCUCUCUGGUGGAAUGGACCCACUUGGCUUAAAGAACCACCAACUAAUUGGCCUGAAAGACUACCUCUCCCUCCAAACAAACCUGAAAUUGAUGAAAAAGAAGUGUCACUACUUGUACUCACUCAAGAUCUCACACCCAUCAUCCCUAUGGAUCGAUUUUCAAAUUAUGACUCCUUGAAACGUGUUACUGCUUGGACUAUUCGUUUCAAUCGAAAUUCUCAAACCAAGAAUAUAGCAGAACGGAUCAAGACUCAUCUCACAACCACUGAAUUGCAAGCAGCAGAAAAUUACUGGAUCAAGGUUAUUCAAGCAACUCACUUCGCAGCUGACCCUGGAUUCACUCCAAAGAAAACAAACUCUCUCCAACUCCAGUUCACUAAUGUCUCUGCAACCAUUUAUUGAUGAUUCUGAUAUUCUCAGAGUAGGUGGUAGAAAACAACUUUCUCAAACCUCCAACUAUCAGUCUCGACACCCAGCCAUUUUACAUGGAAAACAUCCUCUCACCCACUUGAUUACGACAUGAACACCAGCGACUACUACAUGCAGGUCCUACUCUACUCUCUGCCUCCCUAUCCAGACGUUAUCACAUUGUUGGUGGACGUAAAGUAGUCAGAUCAGUUGCUAGGAAAUGCAUUAUUUGCCGCAGGUACACAGCAAGACCCAAACCUCAGAUGCUUGGACAACUCCCUAUCGAAAGGAUCACACCUGGCUCAGUCUUUGACAAAGUCGGCGUCGACUAUGCUAUGCUGGUCCUUUGAUGA